AUGGCGUACUUAAAGUCGGAUUGCGAGUUCUUCGUCGAGGUCGACGAACCCCAACCAUCACGCGCACACACCAGAGACGCCGCCAAGAUGUUGGCACGCAAUCGACAAGAAAUGAUUGGUAAUGAGCUCUCACGGCUCGCUGGAGACGAGUAUCUGGAGGAUAUCAUGCUGCACACAAGGCACAUGGAGGACGAGACGUUACCCGACGCCAACCUAAUUGACAUGCAGCGCGAGAUCCAGUGGUUCAUGCGACCGUACUUAAUUGACUUCCUCAUCGAGGCACAUGCCGCGUUCGCGCUCCUACCGGAGACGCUCUUCCUCACGGUCAACCUCCUGGAUCGCUACUGCUCAAAGCGGGUCGUGUAUAAGCAACACUACCAACUUGUUGGAUGUGCCGCGCUUCUUAUUGCCGCCAAGUAUGGUGACAAGAAGGAUCGUGUGCCCCAAAUCAACGAGCUGAACAACAUGUGCUGUGGACUAUACGACUCGGGCAUGUUCACGCAAAUGGAAAUGCACGUUCUCAACACUCUCGAGUGGGCAAUCGGACACCCGACAGUCGACUUCUUCGGCCAGCUCAUCGUUGCCGAAGAGUCGGACGACCGGGAAGUCGAGCACAUGGCCGCCUACCUCUCCGAGAUCGCAUUAUACCAUCGGGAUUUCGUUUCAACCAAGCCGUCAAUCAUGGCAAGAGCCUCGCUGGCCCUUGCCCGAGCGAUACUAGGCCGCCCCGAAGUCAACGACGGUGAAUGGGAUCACACGGACAACGUUACGCUACUUACGCUGUCUCAACACCUUCACCAGCCCUCUGUGACGCUGGCAAGGAAGUACUCGUCGCCGCAUCUCUCGAGGGCGUCGACGAAGCUUUCGGAUUUUCUUGCGCAACAGGCAGCCAUCAACCGACGAGCAGGACCGCCCUCGCCCCCUACGGAGCCCACCCUGACGUCCAAGUCGAGCAGCAUCUACAGCACCCCCUCAAAAAGGCACGGCGCUUCCCUGGGUGUAGCUGAGGGCUAUCUGACCCCUCCCAUCACUCCCGACGGGGUCUGCUUUGGAGGGGCGGACCCGAUGAACAAAUAUGCGCCUCGCUGUCCCGUCACACCUACGCCCACAACGAACCAAAUAACUUCAUACCCGUCUCAAUCACAACAAAUGGAGCAAUACCCGGCAUACUCCCACGAAGAGUAUAGUACGCAGAUGUCACACUGA
Pseudomassariella vexata is the source of this 1206-nucleotide messenger RNA. Its product is annotated as G2/mitotic-specific cyclin-B1. The record is from RefSeq and is a predicted model, not a curated record. Bases 1 to 1206 code for a protein of 401 amino acids. Lineage: Eukaryota; Fungi; Ascomycota; Sordariomycetes; Amphisphaeriales; Pseudomassariaceae. Gene Ontology annotation, cellular component: cytoplasm; centrosome; nucleus. Gene Ontology annotation, molecular function: cyclin-dependent protein serine/threonine kinase regulator activity. Gene Ontology annotation, biological process: regulation of cyclin-dependent protein serine/threonine kinase activity; mitotic cell cycle phase transition. The transcript has a single exon.